Penicillium chermesinum is the source of this 1122-nucleotide messenger RNA. RefSeq lists its product as uncharacterized. The transcript has 2 exons. The record is from RefSeq and is a predicted model, not a curated record. Bases 1 to 1122 code for a protein of 373 amino acids. NCBI's taxonomy places the organism in Eukaryota, Fungi, Ascomycota, Eurotiomycetes, Eurotiales, Aspergillaceae.
AUGAGGCCUCGUCCGAUCGGACAAUUCCCAUCGGAUCUUGAGUACAGAAGUGUGCGAAUAGUGAAGCCCCGGUCAGCGAUAAGUGAUAUCGAGCGCAAGAGGAAGAGAGCGGAGCUGGAUGAUCCACUAGACUCCGAAGAAUACCAUAUUGGUAUGCCUCUUGACGCCGCCAACCUCGAUAUCCCUUACCUGGUCGGCAGCAACACGCCUGCGCCCUCUUCUGAGGAUUCUGUGCACUCAGCUUCAAUGGCGAAGCGAGUGAAAACAGGCUCACUUCAUGAGUCUGUGCGUGGGUCAAAGGAAAAGAGUAAUGAGGGGAAGAGCGGGAAGCUUUCUCACAGCCUCGCCACCCCGAUCUCAGAGGGGAGAUCUCCUACUCCCUUUGACACCACACCUCUGGACACGCCGCGUGUCACGCCAAUGGUGGAAUCGCAGGAAGAGAUUCCAGCCUCGCAGCCUGUGGCGUCUAUGCCUAGCGCUGGAACCCUGGCUGCUUCUAAAGGCGUGGACUACGUCGCGUGGUUCCAGAGCCUUCCAAAACCCACCAGUGGGAAUGAGGCUGAUGUUGCAGCACUCUCCGAGCUCGUCGAGCAUACCAUUGCAUCGGCGCAAAAGAGCAAGAAGGACCGUGUGGCUAUCAGCCUCCUCUACUACUGGUGGAGCAUAGCUUGCACUCUUCGAAGGAGGCCACCCUCGGACGAGAAAAUGACGAAGGCGCUACACUCAGUCCUGUACGUCAACGCGUCCAAGGCUCAAGCCUGGUUUGAGAAAUAUGUGUCAGAGAACACAUCUCAGCCAGAUGGCCACACCGUGAGGGAGUCAAGCCUGACCUCGUCGGUCACAGAGUCUCGGCAGCCAGUCCGUGCCGAAAGCCUGAAGCUCUCCGAGGUCUACAAUGGGACCGGCGGUAAAGAACUGACGGACCUCUUCAAUGCUGGCAAGAUCAAUACUGCGCCACUUCCCCGGCGAAGAAACCGACCAGGGCGGACAGUGCGCAGUAUAAGCGGCAGCGGGAAUGGAAUGACGACCCUACCCGUGAAGAGGGAAUCCGUCAAAAGCGAGUACGUUUGGAGGAACGGCUCGCAGACCGUCUGGAAGCCUCUUCGAUUCCGCCACCAAUAA